AUGUCAACAUGGUUACUGAUUAUUUUAAUUGCACUAAUUAUUCUUCUAUUUAUUUCAAUUAUUUUACUAUGCAUUGUACUACCACGAAAGUCUGGAUAUCUUAAACGAUUAUCACAAACAAAAUCAAGAGAUAUAAGAGGUCUAAUAAUCCUCAUUAGAAUGCGAUAUCGGUGUUCACGAGCUUUCUCAAGAAAUCGAGGUAUUCAAAUGAUGUUCUUGGAUACUGUACGAAAAAAUCCGAAUAAGGAAGCUAUCUAUGACAUGGUUCUCGGAAAAUCUUUCACAUUCACGGAACUGGAUGAACUCGCCUGUCGAUAUGGUCAUAUGCUACAGGCAAGUUCAAUUUGUAUGGAAAAUGGAGCACAUUUUGUUGCAGCAUGGCUAGCAUGUGCAAAGAUAGGCGUAAUUUCCGCUUGGAUCAACACGAAUCUUCAAGGAGAAUCUCUACAACAUUCCAUAAAAAUUUCAAAAGCAUCAAUUGUUUUGUGCUCAGCCCCGUAUCAGCAAAAAAUAGUUGAUGCAAUCGAAGUCAAAGGAGUGCAAUCCACUCGUCCGCUAAUUUUUUCUGGAGGAACACCAAUCAAACAAAAUGUCAAAUCGAUUGAUUCACUGCUACAACAGCAACCAAUCACACAACCAAAUAUUUUGAAACAAGCAACCUUCCAGGAUCCUCUCUGUUAUAUAUUCACAUCCGGAACGACUGGAAUGCCAAAACCAGCUGUCAUAAAACAUUUUAGGUUCUUUUAUAUCGCCACAAGUGGAGAGUGCGCUUUUGGGAUCAAGCCACAAACGGACAGAAUUUAUAUUUGUCUUCCUCUCUAUCAUACAUCUGCAGGAGUGCUUGGGAUUGGACAAACAAUCCUACAUGGUGCCACAUGUGUUAUAAGAGGGAAAUUCUCAGCCAGAAAUUUCUGGAAAGACUGUGUAAUAUACAAGUGUACAGUAUCUCAGUACAUUGGAGAACUUCUCCGAUACUUACUCCUUACCGAAAAGUCGCCGUAUGAAGAAAACCACAAUGUUCGAUUAUUGAUCGGGAACGGAUUGAGACCUGCGAUUUGGAGCCAAUUCCAGGAACGAUUCAAAGUUAAACGAAUAGCAGAAUUCUAUGGUUCAACCGAAGGGACUUCAAAUCUAAUCAACAUCGAUGGAAAGGAGGGAUCAUGUGGAUUUAUGACUAUAAUUGGAAUUGCGGCUCCUAUCUACCCCAUUCGACUAUUUAAAGUCAAUGAAGCAACAGGAGAGCUGAUCCGAGACCAUCGGGGAUACUGUAUUCCCAUAUGUCCAGGCGAAUCCGGUAUUCUUGCCUGUACAAUACGAAAAAACAAUCCGCUCUACCACUUCGAAGGCUAUGUGGACGACGCGGAAACUCAAAAGAAAGUAAUUCAGGAGCCUCUACCAGGAUCGGAUCCCGUAUUUUUAUCAGGAGAUAUUCUAUAUUGGGAUAAACUUGGUUAUUUCUAUUUCAAAGACAGAAUCGGCGACACAUUCCGAUGGAAAGGUGAGAACGUAUCCACCACUCAAGUGGAAGCAGUGCUGCAAGGACUUGCAGGAGUUCAGGAAUGCACUGUGUACGGUGUCGAAAUUCCAGGAUGUGAAGGCCGAGCAGGAAUGGCUGCCGUCACCCAAAGCCCCAGCGUAAAUACUCGGAUUCUUCUCACGAUACUCUAUCAAAGAUUUACAAAAACUCUUCCACCGUAUGCUGUUCCUUGCUUCGUAAGGAUAACAGAAGACAUUGAUAAAACAGCUACAUUCAAAAUGAAAAAAUCUGCUCUUCAAUCCCUUGGGAUCUCCGCCAACUCAGGAUCUACAGUAUAUUUCCUAGACCAUGCAAAUAAAACCUACACAGAACUCACGGAAUCAAUUAUAACUGAACUCCACAACGGACGGUUAAAUUUGUAA
Necator americanus (New World hookworm) is the source of this 1899-nucleotide messenger RNA. RefSeq lists its product as uncharacterized. Gene Ontology annotation, cellular component: endoplasmic reticulum. NCBI's taxonomy places the organism in Eukaryota, Metazoa, Nematoda, Chromadorea, Rhabditida, Ancylostomatidae. The record is from RefSeq and is a predicted model, not a curated record. Gene Ontology annotation, biological process: triglyceride homeostasis. The transcript has 17 exons. Gene Ontology annotation, molecular function: long-chain fatty acid transmembrane transporter activity; long-chain fatty acid-CoA ligase activity. The coding region runs from base 1 to 1899 and encodes 632 amino acids.